UCUUUUCCUGCCCUGCUUCUCACUGUCCACAUGCAGGCGAAGAAGCGAUACCUGCUGGUAUCUGUGGGGGCCUGUAGCCUGCUACUAGCCUACCUGUGUAGCCUACAAAUUGGUGAGUUCCACAAUCAGAACCAUGCCGAGCUUUACGGAGUCUCACAGAUCGCCGGUGUCCCACCUCGGCCGCCCCGCUGGCCGGAAUGGGUGGAUCCUCCCCUGCAGACGUACCUUGGUGAGGCCGAGCAGGAAGAGGACGGACCCCUGCUUCUUCAUCAACACACGUCUCCUCGCGAGAGACGAGAAAUACAGAAGAACAUCUACAAGAGCCGGCGAUGUCGCAUGGAGACCUGCUUCGAUUUCCAACGCUGCGAACGGGGGUUUAAAAUCUACGUGUAUCCGCCUCAGAAAGGUGAAGCGCCCUCGGAAAGCUACCAGAAGAUUCUGGCAGCCAUCGAGGAAUCGCGGUUCUACACGACGGACCCUAAUGAGGCCUGUCUGUUUGUAUUGAGUAUAGACACUCUAGACAGGGACCAGCUGUCCUCUCAGUAUGUACAUAACGUCCGAGCCCGAAUUCAAAGCCUCCCUCUGUGGUACGAAGGGAGGAACCAUCUAAUUUUUAACUUGUAUUCUGGAACGUGGCCUGAUUAUACGGAGGAACUAGGCUUCGAUAUCGGCCAAGCCAUGCUGGCCAAGGCCAGCACCGACAUGGACAACUUUAGACCGCGCUUUGAUGUGUCCAUCCCUUUGUUUUCAAAAGACCAUCCUCAGAAAGGAGGGAGCAAAGGUUAUCUGAAUCUUAACAAUGUCCCUCCCUUACGGAAAUACUUGCUGGUCUUCAAAGGGAAGAGGUAUCUAACUGGCAUCGGUUCUGAAACCAGAAAUGCUUUAUAUCAUAUACAUAAUGGGGAUGAUAUCAUUUUAUUGACUACCUGCAAACACGGGAAAGACUGGGAGAAACAUAAGGAUGCAAGGUGCGACAGAGACAAUGAAGAAUACACAAAGUUUGAUUAUCAAGAGCUGCUACACAACUCCAGUUUUUGCCUUGUUCCUCGGGGCAGGCGGCUCGGAUCCUUCCGCUUUCUAGAGGCCCUGCAGGCGGCCUGUAUUCCUGUGCUGCUGAGUAACGGAUGGGAGCUGCCCUUCUCAGAGGUCAUUGACUGGAGUAAAGCUGCCAUCAUUGGAGAUGAGAGAAUAUUGCUGCAGGUUCCAUCUAUAACCAGGUCUGUGGGUUCAGACAGAAUCCUGGCACUGCGGCAGCAGACUCAGUUCCUGUGGGAUGCCUACUUCUCCUCCGUCACAAAGAUAGUCUUAACCACAUUAGAGAUUAUCCAUGACAGGAUACGGACACACAUGUCCCGGAGCAGGUUGAUGUGGAAUUCUUUGCCUGGAGGACUCUACGCUCUUCCUGAGUUCUCCAGCGACCUCACCCUCUUCCCCUUCUACUACUCGACACUCGGUAAGAGUCCGUCUCAUGAGUUUACAGCCGUCAUUCAAGUGGUCACACCUCUACAGUCCCAACAGCAGCCCAUAUUCAAACUGAUCCAUGCGGUCGCCAAGUCCAAGUUCUGUGCGCAGAUUUUAGUGCUGUGGAACUGUGAGAAGCCUCCACCACCUAGAAACAAGUGGCCCUCCAUCACAACACUCUUCUCUAUCAUUGAGGGCAAAAGAAAGACGAUGAGUGGACGUUUUUUCCCUCAUCAAGCUAUCAAAACUGAUGCAGUUCUCAGCUUGGACGAGGACUCGGUUCUGUCCACCAAUGAGGUGGAUUUCGCCUUCAUCGUUUGGCAAAGUUUUCCAGAUCGGAUCGUAGGCUACCCAGCACGCAGCCAUUACUGGGACAGCGGGAAGGGGAAGUGGGGUUAUACCUCUAAAUGGACCAAUGAAUACUCCAUGGUGCUCACAGGAGCUGCGUUCUACCACAGGGAUUAUCAUCACCUGUACACAUACUACCUGCCGACGUCUCUGCUGUCAACGGUGGACCAGUUGGCCAACUGUGAGGACAUCCUCAUGAAUUUCCUCAUCUCCGCAGUAACCAAACUCCCGCCAAUCAAAGUCACACAGAAAAAACAGUACAAGGAGACCAUGAUGCAGCAGGGCUCUAAGGCGUCUCGAUGGGCCGACCCAGACCACUUUGCACAGCGUCAGUCCUGCAUGAACUCUUUCACGAGCUGGUUUGGCUUCAUGCCUCUCCUUCACUCUCAGUUGCGUCUGGAUCCCAUCCUCUUCAAAGACCAGGUCUCUAUCCUACGCAAGAAAUACAGAGACAUUGAGAGGUUGUGAGGGGCGAAUCCCUCCCAAACUCCGCUGAACUCAUCCGGACAUCCCCUAACAGACCUGCAGUGUUCAGUUCACCUGGACUCAUUAGAGACCAGAUACAAAUACAAUAUAUUCCAUCUACAGAAUAAAUGAUAACAAAAUAUGCAACACUGAAUGAUUUUAUCUGCGGCCAAAGAUUUCGUGGCAAGCAUUUGCUCAGAAUAGGACCGGCUCCUUGCGUGUUUGAAUUUGUUGUUGUCGUCGGUGUUGUUGUCUGUGUGGGCCGUAGCCGCUGCACAUGUAUGAACAAGAGGCAAAAGAGGCGUGUGAAUGGAUGAA
Messenger RNA from Sinocyclocheilus rhinocerous, 2592 nucleotides. RefSeq names its product exostosin-1. Gene Ontology annotation, molecular function: glycosyltransferase activity. The coding region runs from base 31 to 2277 and encodes 748 amino acids. Gene Ontology annotation, cellular component: membrane. The transcript is spliced from 11 exons. Lineage: Eukaryota; Metazoa; Chordata; Actinopteri; Cypriniformes; Cyprinidae. The record is from RefSeq and is a predicted model, not a curated record.